Molecule: messenger RNA, 1857 nt
Organism: Penicillium daleae
Lineage: Eukaryota; Fungi; Ascomycota; Eurotiomycetes; Eurotiales; Aspergillaceae
Product: putative serine/threonine protein kinase (Nrc-2)
Exons: 5
Coding region: 1-1857 (618 amino acids)
Biological process (GO): protein phosphorylation
Cellular component (GO): plasma membrane; nucleus; cytoplasm
Molecular function (GO): ATP binding; protein serine/threonine kinase activity
Source: RefSeq, a predicted model, not a curated record
AUGACGCAGCUGUUUGCGUCCAGUCCGUCGGCCAUGACAAAUACCGAAAAGCGUGGCAAUUUCCCCGGCUUGUCGUUGCCGUCCCGAAAACACUCGAACGAGUCGAGUCACCUCCCUACCAAGAUCAAGAACUUUUUCCGGAUCAACAGUUCCAGCAGUCAUUCCUCUUCCCAUGGCGGGAGCCCGGUCAGUAAUGACCGCGAGCGCGAGAAGGAUAGCCCUGCGAAGAAUGAAAAACCCCCUUCCGACAAUCUCGGCAACCCUCUAGAUGAUGGUGUCUCUCCUACCGCCUCGGCGAAUCCCUACUUUGCUCACCAGGGCCAACCUGCAUUGCGACAUCGGAAUGACGGGUCCGUCCCCUCGUCCCCGCCCGAUACCCCCGAGUUGCAGGUCACUGGGGUCUCGGCGGUGGAACAGGCCACUACUGCCAACAAGGAGGAACUCGCUCGCAAACUACGCCGUGUGGCAUCUGCCCCCAAUGCCCAGGGUCUCUUCAACGGCCAGGGCGAUGGUCGUCCCCAGACAGCUGAAAUGGGCAAAGAGCCUCUUGUGGAAGUUCCUGGCUCCGAUGGGUCAGUGGGUCUUGCUAGCUCAAUGUCUGAAAAGGACUCUGCGCUUUCGGUACCCACAGUUGGCAUGAACAGCAAAAUCGAUAGCAAUAAUGCCUCCUUCCGUCGCACUUACAGUUCCAAUUCGAUCAAGGUUCGCAAUGUGGAAGUUGGUCCCGCCAGUUUCGAUAAGAUCAAGUUGAUCGGUAAGGGUGAUGUGGGAAAGGUCUAUUUGGUUCGCGAGAAGAAGUCAAGUCGUCUCUAUGCCAUGAAAGUCCUGAGUAAGAAGGAAAUGAUCAAACGUAACAAGAUCAAGCGCGCUCUGGCUGAGCAGGAAAUCUUGGCCACGAGCAAUCACCCAUUCAUCGUUACCCUGUAUCACUCGUUCCAGUCUGAGGACUAUCUGUAUCUGUGCAUGGAGUACUGCAGUGGUGGUGAAUUUUUCCGAACACUGCAAACUCGACCUGGGAAAUGCAUCUCUGAAGAUGCUGCCCGUUUCUACGCCGCCGAGGUGACUGCUGCCCUCGAGUACCUUCACCUGAUGGGCUUUAUCUACCGAGACCUAAAGCCAGAAAAUAUUCUCCUUCACCAAUCUGGUCACAUCAUGCUUUCAGACUUUGAUUUGUCCAAGCAGUCUGGGCCCGGUGGUGCUCCAACCAUGAUUCCCGGACGCAGUGGGGGUACCUCUGGAACGUCCUUGCCCACUAUUGAUACCAAGUCUUGCAUUGCCGAUUUCCGUACAAACUCGUUCGUUGGAACCGAGGAGUACAUCGCUCCCGAGGUGAUCAAGGGAUGCGGCCAUACUAGCGCGGUUGAUUGGUGGACCCUUGGUAUCCUGAUCUACGAGAUGCUUUACGGAACUACCCCGUUCAAGGGCAAGAAUCGCAACGCAACCUUUGCCAGCAUCUUGCGGGAUGAGGUGUCAUUCCCUGAGCACUCUGGUGCCCAGCAGACUUCCACCUUGUGCAAGUCUUUGAUUCGCAAGCUUUUGAUCAAGGAUGAAACGAAACGUCUUGGAGCUCGCGCUGGCGCAUCUGAUGUCAAGACUCAUCCCUUCUUCCGGACGACCCAAUGGGCCCUUAUCCGCCAUAUGAAGCCGCCUAUGAUUCCCCACCAGGGCCGUGCAGGCACCGAUACUGUCAACUUCCGCAAUGUCAAGGAGAGUGCCAGUGUGGAUAUUGGCGGCACAAACUCCAAUAAGAUGAAGGGCGUUCCCAUGGACUCUGGGUUGGCCACCCCGAACGGUGAAUUGAACGAUCCUUUUGAGGAAUUCAACAGCGUGACCCUCCACCACGAGGGAGACCACUAA